AAGAAAACCUACAGCCAAUACCAUAUGAUUAGAAGCAUCUUAACAAAACGAGCAUACUCCGUUGCUCCCAAUACCUUCCAUCCUCAAUACCUUAAACUUCAAGUGGGACAGAUCCAAUCCUGUAAACGUCAUGAAGCUAGUGAUAAAUUGUACAUUUCCCAAAUUGCAAUCGGUGAAAAUAACGGCGAAAAGAGUACUCUUCAAGUUUGCUCAGGGUUAGUGCCAUUUCUCCCAAUCGAACAAAUGUAUAACAAAAAGGUCGUAGUGGUCACCAACAUGAAACCCAGAAAAUUACGAGGCGAAGCCUCAAUGGGGAUGAUUUUAGCAGCAGAGGCCGAAGUGAAUGAAAAACUACAAGUUGAAGUCGUCGAACCGCCUACUGGCUCGGCAAUUGGGGAGAGGUUGUAUUUUGGACUGGAAAAUCACGAAUUCCAACCACCAAAGUUAAAAGAUAAAGUUUGGGAAUAUAUUCAACCUAGAUUACGUACAAACGACCAAAAACAAAUCGUGUUCAUCGAUGAAGAUAACGUUCAUCACAUAUUGAGGGGCCAAGAUCCCAACGAGUCGGCCACAGUGCCGACCUUGACAAACUCGUUAGUUCAUUAGACCUUGGCGUAUCUUAAAUAUGGCUUAACCUUUCUGAAUUCACCGAAUUUUUCCUUGGCAGCUUCGUCCGAGACGGUUGGAGGAAUGAUAACUUCAUCACCCUUUUUCCAAUCAACUGGAGUAGCAAUACCCUUGGAGUCUGCCAAUUGUAAAGCAUCAACAACUCUCAAGAUUUCACUGGUGUUUCUACCGGUACUGGCUGGAUAAGUCAAAGUCAAUCUAAUCUUCUUGUUUGGAUCGAUGAUAAAGACAGAUCUAACGGUAGCAACCAUUCCGCUUUCCAAGUUCUUGAAAUCGUCUUCAGUAACCAUGUCAUACUUGAAAGCAACUUCCUUCUUACCAUCAGCAAUGAUUGGAAAACCAAACUUUUCACCUUGAGUCUCAACUUCUUCGAUAUCCUUGACCCAUUCGUUAUGACUGUCAACACCUUCAGUAGACAAACCAAUCAACUUGACCCCACGUUUGUCGAAUUCAGGCUUCAAUCUUGAGAAAGCACCCAAUUCAGUGGUACAAACAGGAGUGAAGUCAGCAGGGUGGGAGAAGAGAAUGACCCACUCGUUGCCGAUGUAUUCGUGGAAGUCAAUCUUACCCUUGGUGGUGUCAACUUGGAAGUUUGGGGCAGUAGAACCAAUUCUGAUUCUUGGUUGAUCUUCUUGUUUAAAGGAAAUAAAUCUCAAUUGAGGUCUGGCACAGGAUAACAUACCAACACGAGCGAUGGAGGCAUUACGGAUUAAGUGUCUGGACAACAUUUUCAAGGGUAUAUUCUAGUCAAUUAGGUAUGCAAAUACAAAACAAGGAGUUCUGGAAGAUU
This is a messenger RNA of Spathaspora passalidarum NRRL Y-27907, 1417 nucleotides long. RefSeq lists its product as uncharacterized. Gene Ontology annotation, cellular component: methionyl glutamyl tRNA synthetase complex. The transcript has 2 exons. NCBI's taxonomy places the organism in Eukaryota, Fungi, Ascomycota, Pichiomycetes, Serinales, Debaryomycetaceae. The record is from RefSeq and is a predicted model, not a curated record. The coding region runs from base 25 to 606 and encodes 193 amino acids. Gene Ontology annotation, molecular function: tRNA binding.